AUUGUGCGCCGCCGACUGAUUUGCCGCGGCUGCGCAAAUCCGAGCUCGGAGCUGCGGCCUCCGUAUAUCUACUGGCCUGGUGGUACCGCGUACUCGGGUACUGUACCCUCGUGACUCGUUCCGUACCCUUAGUCCGUGCUCGUGGCACAUACACACCGCGUUCGACUCUCGCGUACAAUCUAGCAGCCGCGCCGUCGACGCCGACGCCGACGCCGACAAUCACCUUCUCUCACGCUGUGCUCCGUUCUCCACGCCGUCGCUACCACCACCAUCUCUCACCCUCUCUACUCACUCGCUCUACUCCUUCCACUUUCGUUCGGCGCUCGGACAACCACAGCCGCGCAACUGGCUCGCUCUCUCGCACCAGACGAAAUAUACCGCGAGAUAAAAACAUGUCGAUGACAGGCGUCGUGCGGAACGUACCGAAACGUCAGUGCCGGUCCGAUUCGGGACGACGCGUCGCGAUAUAGAGAAAGAGAGAGACGGAGAGGGAGGAAGAGAGAUCAUCGCUCAUCUGACAGAUCAGCACGGACCUUCUGUCUAAAGAAAUCGUUGCAGAACGCUGUGAAGAAGAAUCGCGACAAAUUCGAUCGGAAUUCUCUCCGUUGAAGAAGAAGAAGAGAGUGGCGAUUAAAAAUUCGCGUUUAUUAUCGUGAUUAUUUUUCUGCCUCCAGUUUGUUUCAUUUGUUCAUUUUGCUGGUUGGUUCGUUGGUAACUUACGGUGUACGGUUUACUCAUAUUUGUUAUUUAACAACACGGUGAUCGUUAUCUGUGAAUCGAUUUAUUGCACGACUAGUGGACCUCGAAGACGAGUAUCCAGAAUAUUCAGGGACAUAGUGUGUGUCGACGCGUUAAGCGGUUACGGUGUCCUGUGGUUGAGCAGCCACGGCAGCCGGCUACGCUUCUGCAUUGGAACGUGUUGUUUAUGUGAUGAACGUGGUUUAAUGGUUGAUCCGCUAAAACUCUUCUGGGUUAUUACCAACAGCACCUAUUUAGUGACGAAAUUCAUUCGUAUUGGAAUAGCUGACAAGAACGACAAUCCGCCUUACUUCGACAAAGGCCUCUACGAGGCUGAAGUAGACGAAAAUGAGGAUAUACAACACACAGUUCUCACUGUCACCGCCAAAGAUCACGACGAGUCCUCGCGUAUUCGAUAUGAGAUUACGAGCGGUAACAUAGGCGGUGCAUUCGCCGUGAAGAAUAUGACUGGCGCCAUUUACGUCGCAGGUGCAUUAGAUUACGAAACGAGGAAAAGGUACGAGCUUCGCCUGACCGCGUCUGAUAACUUGAAAGAAAAUUACACGACGGUCGUGAUACACGUGAAGGAUGUAAACGAUAAUCCGCCUGUCUUCGAGCGCCCGACUUACAAAACGCAGAUCACAGAGGAAGAUGACAGGACUUUGCCUAAACGCGUCCUCGGGGUCACAGCCACCGAUGGGGAUAAGGAUAGGCCACAGAAUAUCGUCUACUUUUUAACUGGUCAGGGUAUCGAUCCUGAUAAUCCAGCGAAUAGCAAAUUCGAUAUCAACCGCACCAGCGGAGAAAUUUACGUUCUAAAGCCACUGGACAGGGAUCAACCAAAUGGAAGGCCACAGUGGCGAUUCACUGUAUUUGCUCAAGAUGAAGGCGGAGAAGGUUUGGUUGGAUAUGCUGACGUUCAAGUGAACCUGAAGGACAUCAACGACAAUGCACCUACGUUCCCACAAGGCAUUUAUUUCGGGAACGUCACGGAAAACGGAACGGCAGGAAUGGUUGUAAUGACCAUGACAGCGGUCGACUAUGACGAUCCGAGUGAAGGUACAAAUGCAAAACUAAUCUACUCUAUUGAAAAGAAUGUCAUCGAGGAGGAAACUGGCUCGCCAAUUUUUGAGAUUGAAUCGGAAACCGGUGUGAUAAAGACGGCAGUAUGCUGUUUGGACAGAGAACGCACGCCAGAUUAUUCUAUACAAGUGGUAGCAAUGGAUGGAGGGGGGUUAAAGGGGACGGGGACAGCAUCUAUACGAGUGAAAGAUAUAAACGAUAUGCCUCCGCAAUUCACAAAGGAGGAAUGGUUUACGGAGGUAGACGAAACGGAAGGCCCAGAUUUGCCGGAAAUGCCAAUUCUUACGGUCACUGUACACGAUGAGGAUGAGACCAAUAAAUUCCAGUAUAAGGUGAUCGAAAGCAGUGGUUAUGGUGCUGAUAAAUUUACCAUGGUAAGAAAUAACGAUGGCACGGGUUCCUUGAAAAUUGUGCAAUCGUUGGACUACGAGGACCAAUUGCAGAGCAACGGAUUCAGAUUUAGGAUACAAGUUAACGAUAAGGGCGAAGACAAUGACAACGACAAGUAUCACGUUGCCUAUUCCUGGGUAGUCGUGAAGCUACGCGACAUAAAUGAUAAUCAACCGCAAUUCGAGAAGGCGAAUAUUGAGACCACGGUUCCUGAAAAUGCUCGCAUUGGAAGCAGUCUCGAAACAUUCACAGCCACCGAUCCUGAUCAGGGUGGUAAAAGCAAAGUGUUCUAUUCGAUCGAUAGAAGUUCCGAUCGUAAGAGGCAAUUCUCGAUCAACGAAAAUGGCACGGUAUCGAUCCAGAGAAGUCUCGACCGUGAAGAAACCCCGAGGCAUCAGGUGAAAAUCUUGGCCAUCGACGAUGGAAUUCCACCUAAAACAGCAACAGCCACGUUAACAGUAAUCGUACACGACAUAAACGAUAAUCCACCACGAUUUCUGAAAGAUUAUAGACCCGUGCUACAGGAACACUCGCAACAGAAAAAAGUAGUAGAGAUCUCAGCGACGGAUGAUGACGAUCGAUCGAAGAGCAAUGGACCACCGUUUACUUUCAGGAUGGAUCCAAAGGCAGACGAUGUGAUUCGUGCCAGUUUCAAAGUUGAGAGCGAUAACAAGGGAGCGAACGGGGAUGGCAUGGCUAUUGUGUCAUCGUUACUAUCGUUUAACAGAGAACAACAAAAGGAGUACUUGAUACCGAUCGUUAUCAAAGACACAGGAACUCCAUCAAUGUCUGGGACCAGUACUUUAACUGUUAUUAUCGGGGAUAUUAACGAUAACAAAAUGCAGCCUGGAUCGAAGGACAUUUUUGUAUAUAACUACGCAGGACAAUCACCAGAUACAGAAAUAGGCAGAGUUUACGUAUUCGAUUUGGAUGAUUGGGAUUUACCGGAUAAAAAGUUCUAUUGGGAGGGUUUAGAGCACGCUCUAUUCAAGCUGGAUGAGGACACCGGUAUGAUUUAUAUGAAAUCAGGCACUCACGACGGUAGAUAUCAUCUACGUUUCAAAGUCUACGAUCGGAAGCACACGCAAACAGAUGUCCCAGCAAACGUGACAGUCACGGUGAAAACGAUUCCUUUCGAAGCUGUAUUAAAUUCUGGUUCGGUUCGAAUAUCUGGUAUAACAGACGAAGAUUUCAUUCGUGUUUGGGAUUAUAAAUCACAAACUAUAUCGCGUAGCAAAGCAGAAUUAUUUAGAGAUAAAUUGGCGCAUUUGUUAAAUAUCGAUAGAGAAAAUGUAGACGUGUUUAGCGUUCAAUUACGUAGAAUGCAUCCACCGUUGACAGACGUCAGAUUCGCGGCCCAUGGAUCGCCGUAUUAUAAGCCUGUAAGAUUGAAUGGAAUCGUACUAAUGCAUCGUGAAGAAAUCGAGAAAGAGGUCGGUAUUAACAUAACGAUGGUCGGCAUCGACGAGUGUUAUUACGAGAAUGAAGUAUGCGAGGGUAGUUGCACAAACACCUUGGAUAUUAGCAGUUUACCAUACAUGGUCAAUGCAAACAGAACCGCCCUAGUGGGCGUGCGGGUGGAUGUAAUCGCCGAAUGUACAUGCGGAGCUCGGAACUUCAGUAAAGGGGAAUCAUGUAGAAACAGCCCUUGUUAUAACGGAGGUCGUUGCGUGGAAGGUCGAUUUGGGUUAUCAUGUCAGUGUCCUGCUGGAUAUAAUGGUCCAAGAUGUCAGCAAACUGCGAGAAGUUUCCGUGGAAAUGGCUGGGCUUGGUAUCCUGCACUAGAAAUGUGCGAUAACAGUCAUCUGAGCUUCGAAUUCAUCACUAAAAAACCUGACGGAUUACUAUUAUACAAUGGGCCUAUUGUUCCCCCUGAGGCUGACGAAAUUAUGGUUUCUGAUUUUAUAUCCGUUGAACUGGAACGUGGAAUACCUCGACUGUUGAUAGACUUCGGUUCCGGUACUUUAGAGUUAAAAGUGAAGCCGAAAAGAACUUUGGACGACGGAGAAUGGCACAGACUCGACAUCUUUUGGAACACGGAGACGGUGAAAUUAAUCAUCGAUUAUUGCAAAUCCGCGGAUAUCUCAGAACCGGAAGACGGCACGCCACCAGAAUUCAACGACACUAGUUGCCAAGCUCAAGGCACCAUACCACCCUUCAACGAAUAUCUAAACGUAAACGCGCCACUUCAAAUCGGUGGUUUAUAUGUCGAGCAAUUCGAUCCAACUCAUUACAAGUGGAAGCAUAUGCCAGUUGGUAAAGGUUUCGAUGGCUGCAUCAAGAACCUCUUUCACAAUAGCAAGCUUUACGAUCUAGCACAUCCUGGAUUAUCAAGAAACAGCGUAGCUGGCUGCCCUCAAACCGAGGAAAUCUGCAACAACCAGGAAUCCACCUUCCGUUGCUGGGAACACGGUACUUGCGUAGGAAGCUUCACUGAAGCUAGAUGUCAAUGUAACCCAGGAUGGACUGGUCCAGGAUGUAUGACAUCCACUAUACCAACGACAUUCAAACCACAAAGUUACGUCAAAUACGCGUUGUCGUUCGAACCGGAUAAAUAUUCCACUCAAGUACAGCUGAGAUUCCGCACCCGAGAGGUCCAUGGUGAAUUGUUUAGAGUCAGCGAUCAGCAUAAUAGAGAAUACGCUAUUUUGGAGAUCAAGGACAGCAGACUGCAUUUCCGUUACAAUUUGAACAGCCUGAGAACUGAGGAACGAGACAUAUGGCUGACUGCGAUAGCUGUUGAUGAUGGACAGUGGCAUACAGUUAGAGUAUCGAGAUACGGAUCAGCUGCAACUUUGGAAUUGGAUGGUGGUGAAGGAAGAAGAUUCAAUGAAACCUUCUCCUUCGAAGGACACCAGUGGCUAUUGGUUGACAAACAGGAAGGAGUUUUCGCGGGCGGCAAGGCUGAGUACACUGGAGUGCGGACGUUUGAAGUGUACGCGGAUUAUCAGAAAGGAUGUCUGGAUGACAUAAGACUAGAGGGCAAACAUCUUCCAUUACCACCUGCUAUGAAUGGAACACAAUGGGGUCAAGCAACCAUGGCCAGAAAUUUGGAAAGAAACUGUCCUUCGAAUAAACCCUGUGCCAACGUCAUUUGUCCAGAACCAUUCGAAUGUAUCGAUCUUUGGAACGAAUAUGACUGCACAUGUGGAGAAGGAAGAAUUCCAUCGCCUGAUAGCAAAGGAUGCAUGGACAAAAACGAAUGCAUAGAUUAUCCUUGUUUGAACGGUGGUAGAUGUAUCAAUCAAGAUCCACGCUUUAGAUAUAGAUGUAUUUGUCCCGAUGGUUUCUGGGGAGAAAAUUGCGAGCUCGUUCAAGAGGGACAAACGUUGAAACUCAGUAUGGGAGCUUUGGCAGCUAUUUUAGUUUGUCUUUUGAUUAUUCUUGUUCUCGUCUUAGUGUUUGUCGUCUAUAAUAGAAGAAGAGAAUCUCAUAUUAAGUACCCUGGGCCUGAUGACGAUGUGAGAGAAAAUAUCAUCAACUACGAUGACGAGGGUGGCGGAGAAGAUGAUAUGACCGCAUUCGACAUUACCCCGCUUCAAAUUCCUAUUGGUGGCCCUAUUCCAGAAAUGGGCGGCAAGCUACCGCCAUGUAAAAUACCCUACACACUAGGACCAGAACCAAACGUGGGCAUCUUUAUAGAAGACCACAAAAAGAGAGCUGACAGUGAUCCAAACGCACCACCGUUCGAUGAUCUACGAAAUUAUGCAUACGAGGGUGGCGGAAGCAUCGCAGGUUCAUUGUCAUCGUUAGCCUCCGGAACAGACGACGAGCAGCACGAGUACGAGUACUUAGGUGCUUGGGGACCGAGAUUCGACAAGCUAGCCGACAUGUACGGACCGGCGGAAGAAAGCGAAGAAGAAGACUAAGAAUAUCAUAAAGGAUCUCUACAAUCUGUAAGCUCGCACGAUUUGUACACCCUCGGAGAAACAGUGUUUGCGUGAGCUUAAAAGAGAAGAAGGAAGAAAAGAAGAGAGGAAAAAUGAAGAAAGAGACUAUCCCCUUAAAAACGCGUGUGCUCGAACGAACUUUCUAUUACGAAGACAAGAAAAAAGAAGACAUACGACAGAAUCGAAGAAACCGUAAAAACCAGUGUUUUUUGCGUUAUUCGAGCAACAAAGACGUUCCGUUUUGUUGAUGAAACAAGUGCACGUUUCCAGGCGCAUAUUUUUUGCGAUGUGCACACGCGGACAAGAACGAGGCGGCCACACGGUGUGCGCGAUUACGAGAAAAUGAAAGAGAGAGAGAGAGAGAGAGAGAGAGAAGAAUUAACACCCUCUGGUCGAAAUUUUAUAAAAAUGAAGCUACUCGUCGAUAUUGAUGUCGAUUUCACGAAAAGAGCUUUCUAUCCAUUUCCCUCAGCCGUAAAAAAAGAAAAAGCAAACGAACGUUAUCGCAAUAAGAAUCUCUAUCGAAUCAUGAUCAAUCGUCACGACACACCGUAGGUGGCGCAUAAUUCUCAAAGGGUGUAAUACCUAUCUGUAUAGCACGUUACGCGUAUACGUAGUGAAUUCGCGCGUGUCAGCCUGCACGCGAGACUUUUCUAUUAUAAUAAAAUAAAUCUAUAUAUAUAUAUUAUAUAUGUACGAUUCAUUAUUUUUAGUCACAGUCAUAGUUACUAUUUCUCGGUACAACCGUUCUCGAUGUCUCGGUAUUCGAUCGGUUAAAAUUAUCAUCGGCGCGACAGCAUCGGUUCUACUGGAAUUAUAUUCGUGAACACGUUACUACUGCCAGCCGUGCGCGUGAUAGGUCGUUUCUGUUUUACCUCAUCUACAUUGGGUCACCAAGUGGCCGUAUAUGAUACUUUCAAGGGCAUUUCUCAUUUAUCCGUCUUCUAAAUCCCACUGAACUUAUUCAUCGUAUUCGGAUGUUCAGAUGUAGCUGGCGGGAAUUUUUUCGUUUCUUCCGCGAACGCGCACCGGCUAAUAGGAACUCCCCGUGUAACGUACCAUGAACUCGUAUAUUGACGUUGUUGAGUAUAAGGGAAGAGAGAUCUUGAGUAAAAUGGUUCAUUCGCGACGCCUUCCUGGUUCGCGCGAUGCGAACGAUCCUAAUGUAGUCUAUCGUACUAAAAAUAGGGAUUAUUUAAGAGAGUGCGAGAGAACGAGAGAGAGAGAGAGAGAGAGAGAGCGAAAGAGAGCGAGCGAGAGAGAGAGAGAGAGAGAGAGAGAGAGAAAGAGAGACACGUUUAGUUGUUGUUCGCGAGUCGUGAACCAUCCUCAUCGUUGUCAUCGUCGCCGUCACCGUCACCCGCAUUAGUUAUUGAUAGUAUUAUUAUUGACAUUACGAUAAAUAUAUAUAUUAUAAAUAUGGAUUUAUAUAAAUAAAUAAAUGAAUAAAUAUAAAUAAAUAAAUAUAUAUAUAUAUAUAGAAAGAGAGUUAAAAGAGAGAGAAGCGCACGGCGGAAGACAAAGGGUACUGCAACGCAUGCGUGCGGCGCAUGAAAGUCCGCAUAAACAAAUUGAGAAUUACCGCGCGCGUAUGUAAUUAUAAUUAAUAUUAUAUAGCGGUAUAAAUAUAAAUAUGAAUAUAAAUAUAUAUACAUAUAUAUAUAUAUAUAUAUAUAUUAUAUAUAUAUAAAUGAAAGAAUCGCAUACAAACGAAAUCACAUUGAAAUGAAGAUUAAAAAGACAAAAAUUAACAAAAAAAAAAGAAAGAGAAACAGAGAAAGGAAGAGGAAAGGACCGUAAUGGCACGAUACGAGGGGCCGGUUGUCGAGAAAAGCUCACGAUUCAAGUCUCGACGUAGGGUUAAUAUUUAUUUUCUGUCGAUGGUCGAACCGAACCGGUCAACAAGUUGCAAUUACAUGAAAGAAAACAGUGGAAUGAAGAAGUGAAAGCAAAAAAAAAAAAAGAAAAAGAAGAAAGACGAGAAAACUGAGAAGGAAAAAGAAUGGAAUGAAGGAAAAGCGGAGGAACGAGGGAAGAGAAAAAUCGGCGAGCGUGCGAAAAAGGAAAUGACGCGAAAAGUCCCUUCUACGUCGCAGCAUUGAUGGCGGGUUCGAUACCGCGAAUGGUUUCGUUGCUCGAUCAAUGCCCUUGGUUGAUCGUAAGCGAAAAAUCGUUUAUGCUACGACGAUAAUAAGGAUAGCGUCAACCUAGUGCAUCUCCAUGCAUGUGUCUCGACUGAUUUGUAAAAUUCUCUACGGAAAUAUUAAUAGUCAAUUUAUCGAUUAGGUGAAGCCCCGUCGGAUCGAGUGAUCCGGGCGUAGUGUUUAAGCACUUGUACGAAUAUUGUAAGUAACGUCGUGUAUUUCGGUGUGCCGGUGCCGCUCGUAAUGUGCCGCGAUCGGUACCGAGCAUCUCUGUAUAAUUGUCCUACCAAGAUUCGUCGUCUUGCGUAUCGUUUCCCGGCAAUAUUUGUGAUAUUACGUUUUCCGCGCCCGUUGUCUUCGACGUCCGUUUACGUCUGUUCCUCAUGAGCCUCUGAGAACAUCGAGAAACACAUCGAAAUCUCACUUUAAGCUACGUUCACAUCGCGCGUACGGGUUUGUCCCCAUAUCUAAUUUUUCAUUAUUUUUCUCUAGAUGUUACCACCUUAUAUGUUCGCCCGAGAUGUUCGUUUUCGUAGAUACGAUAACUAAUCGCUGUUCCCUCUUUUCUUGUUAUCAUUGAAAUUACUUGAUUCGAUGAUCACGGAGGGAAAAAAUGAUAAGUCACAUUUGUUUUUCACGCGAGUAAUCUUAAAAUCCAGUACCUUCUCGACUAAUCACAUAUCUAUAACCUUCUCUUUUUAACCCCUUUUUAAACACUAAAUAACUUCAAGAUCAGAAAAUCGACAAAGUUGUACUUAUCGUAUUUUUCUCCUGUACUUUUCGUUUCUAAGUAUCACCAGACUUUCUACUGAAUUACGAUAGAUCGCAGCAAGAUUCUAGAUAUUGGUAAAGUUUCGUUCUCGAAUGUUCAGCUUAAAUGAAUCUCUAUAUUGUUAAGACAUCUUCUUAUAAAAUUGUUUCUAACGAUAAGAUUCGUAAUAUCGAACAAUCCGAAUUUCUAUUAUCACUUCGAUUAUCCGUAAUCGUUCUUUCAACGAACGAUUAAACUUUCCAUUCUAUGCUACCGAAAAUGUAGCUGUGUUUCUCAAAGAUUGUUAAUCCGAAUUCGUUGCCUCUUUAUCAACCGAAACAGAUUUUAUCCUUCUCGACAUACCGAGACCGCUACACUUCACGUUUCUCGAUGUCGAUAAGGUUCUUUACCAUUGAAUUAUCGUUGUUUCAUUGUCUCACCGUCCUCCUUCGUAGUAGUACACCAUUUCGUUUCUCCGGCCAUUCCUAUCGUCGAUUUUACCCCGCCAAGUAGUUUCUAAGCAGAGACAGUAUUCGACGGACUGGCGUUAUAGGAGGACGAACGGUUUAUCGUUGAGUAACUGAUAAUGAGUUGAAUAGCGCGCACAAGCGCGCACGUGUGUGUACAGUGGCAAAAAAGAAGAAAAGGAAAAGAAAAGAAAAACGGUUGUCGCGUGAUUUUUGAAAAGAGUAACUCGGCAGCAGAUUAGAACGAUCCUCGAUUUCUUGGAGAUUGGCUUUGCAAGAAGGAAUUAAUAGGUCCCCUGAAACUACAUUGUUCUAGGACAUCUCCCCUUAUUCGAUAAACAAAUCCAAUUAGACGUAUACUUUGAUAAUGCAAAGCCUUAUCAAACUAUCGGACAUUUUUUAAAAUAAUAGAUACGUUAAAAGAAUAAUAGGAAAUAUUACGUUCGUUUCAACAUAUUGUCGAAAACAUAACGUGUAUGUACGUUCAUUUACCAACAUCAGGCAGUAGAAACGUGGAUAUAGUAAGAACGUUCUUCGUUAAAACGAAGACUUUAAUUAUUCUUCAUUACGUAAUUCCAUAUAACUGUAAUGGUGUAACAUAAUUUUAAAAAGAUCUAAAUGUUAGUAAAGUCAACUUCCGAGACUCACUUUUACGAUGCGCAAGUUUUCAGCGUCAUUCGACAAUUUGAUAAGAAGCGUUUAUCUCCAUUCGCUUGACCUAGGCACCUCGAAAAAUUUGCGCGAUACCUGAAAGGACGCAGAACCUUACGAACAGCGAAUCAACGAAAAAUUAUGCAAUUUUUUCGUUCUUACAAAAAUUUCAUGUCCUUGCUCAUAUUACGAGGCGAAGUAAAAUUUACAUGUAAAAUAACGCCGAAUUCAUUCACUUCGACAAUACGAAAACAUCUGAUAUUUGCGAUCGAAAUGAAACAAAUGGUACAUCGACGGGCUAGCAAGCUGUGUUUUUUAUCCUAACAUCUUCGUUAAACCGAAACUCUCGAUAUCGUAUAUUCGUUAGUAUAUAUUUUUAUAUAACUUGAAAGCGGAAGCAGUUCGUAAGGUGCAAAGGGAAUAUCGUUCAGAGCCCCGCUAACCAUCCGAUGUAAAUAUAUAAUAUUUGCAAAACGUGUCAGAUUCGUUGAAGAAGUAUUCGUUACGAUUUCGUUUGCCACUGAUGGAGCGUAUUUAGUUGCGAAACGUACAAAAGAGAGAGGAAGCUGUUGACGCGAGCUCGAGGAAGGAUCGAGUAGAAAGAAGAAAGAAAGAAACGGUCGUUGCGACGAAAACGUUCCUUAUUCUCAUUCCAUAAGAUCGUUUUCGUAGUUGGUCGAAAACAAUCUCUAUUUUUAAGAAAUAGAAACCUAAGUAGCUUCGUUUUUAGUAAUUAAUACGAAAUUCUGUAGUCAGCUGAUAUUUAUAAAUCUUUCUGUUUCUAACGUGUAUUUAGAAACGUUUUCUUCGUAUUUUCUGUUUAUUUAUAUUUAUAAAUAACGAUUAGUAACAUAGCCUGAAUUUUGAAUAAUAGCAAUAACGGAUUUCUUAAUACAUUGUAAAUGUUCAAAGCGUGUCACGAAUGACGAGUAAGUGAGUCUAGAAAAAGGAAAUCUGUAAAUUUUGUAGAAUAAUUGUGAAUAUUUAACGUUUCUUUAUGUACGCGGUAAUUACCAACACUUGUGUCAUUUAUAUUUUUAACGUCACGACGUAUGUAUUAACCGAUGCACUGAUCAUACAAUACAAUUCAUUAUACGAAACGAAUUUAAUUUCAUCGAAUCAGCAUAUCUUUUAUACGAAAGAAAGAGAGAGAGAGAGAGAGAAAAAAAGGAUACUCCUGACAAGACGACAGCGUUCUCAGGAUCGAUUUACUUUUCAAGCAAUAUCGUUUUGUAUUAUACACCGGAUUUCAUGUAUUUCGAAAAUGUUAAACUUUACAGCCGUCGAAUUGCUUGAACGACCCAAAAGUCAGCGUCGAUCGAACGAUAUUAAGUUAAGGUACCAUUUGAGGCACACACGGCUCAACUUUUUUACCGAAACCGAGUUAGCACGUGAACAAGAACGUCGAAAUGUAUUUAAGAAUAAACGAGAAUGAAAAAAAAAAAAUAAAAUCGAAAAAGAAAGAGCGAAGCGUACUUAUGUUCGAGAAGAUCUCAAAAUGUUGAGAUCGGAAAAUGACGAAUGUAGGUAUCGAGUUUUCCGAUCGAGGCGAAUAAUCUGUAAUAAAAGGAGAGAAAACGUGAAAGAAUGACAGCCACGCGAACUCACGUUACAUAUCUGUAAAACUUUUUUCCAAGCACUGCCUAAUCGUGCACAAAGAACCGAAGCAGCUCAUGCCUCGAUCUCAAACUAAUUGAGAUUGAAACGGAACGAUGCGAAGAUAAUAUCUACAACGGCACUAGUCCGCUUUGAUCGAAUGCUCAGCGACGACAGAAACUUUUUCUUCCGGGUUCGGAAUUCUUUCUAGCUGUCUUUGUUCGUUUGUCGUCAUCAGAACGCUUUUCAACGAACGCAGUUUGUAUUUGCGAUGGCGACCGAGUGAAACACAUCUGCGUAUAUCGAAAAACGAAACAUUGCUCACGAGGAUGGGAAUAUUCGGUUGCAUAUGCGUACUCGAUGUAUCUUCUCCUUCCUGUUCGAUAUGAAGUCAAGAAUUUCAAUAUCGAUAUCGUCUUCUCUUUUUUAGAGUAUCUAGUUACAAUAACUUUGAAAGUAAUUCUAGUCAAAAAAUUAGAAUAUUUUUAAUUAAUAUAUCCUGACGAUUUUUUUAUUGAUAGAUUAAUAAUAUUUCAAUUAAUAUGUUAAUUUUUAUUUCAAAAUUUCCUUCAGAUCGGAGAUACAUGCUUUUGUCCAUAUAACUUGCUCGUAAUGUUAUAAUUCGUUUAAAUACGAUUUUUCUUCGAUAUCGUAAUGUUUGAUAUACUCGUGAAUAUUGCAUUGUCCUGAUUUCAUAUUAAAAAGGAUCAAAUUAAUGUCGCAUUGCAUCCAACAGAAAUAUUUCUGGACAUCGAGCAAGCAAGUACUUUUUCACAUUGUCUUGGUCACCGCUCCACCCCACUGCGACCUUCCUCCCGAAGAAAUCGAUAAUUUAUAAAAACGAUGAAUCAGUGUGGCGCGACGCGAGAAACAGAAAAGAAAAAAGAAAGUAUAUCGAGGAAAAUGUAAAAGCACGAUCGAGGAGCCGACUUAUUAUCGUCGGUCAGCGAUAAUGGAUAAAUCAUUGUAAUAUAUACACUUCGGUGACAAAAUGAUUGUAACGCUGCCACUGAACACAUCCCGUGUAGUACAAUUACCGUAUAUAUAGUAUUCCACAGUAUACUGGUACACACCGUAUUAUUAAUUGAAUUGAUAUUUAUUAACGAUUAAUUAUUACAUUAUUAUCACUAUAUUAUCUAUACCAUUUGUACUUUGCAUUUCAGUUGGAAUGAAAUAAAUGCCUUCUUUUUCAUAAAAAUAAA
Bombus terrestris (buff-tailed bumblebee) is the source of this 12912-nucleotide messenger RNA. Its product is annotated as neural-cadherin. The record is from RefSeq and is a predicted model, not a curated record. NCBI's taxonomy places the organism in Eukaryota, Metazoa, Arthropoda, Insecta, Hymenoptera, Apidae. Gene Ontology annotation, cellular component: catenin complex; plasma membrane. Gene Ontology annotation, molecular function: calcium ion binding; cadherin binding. Gene Ontology annotation, biological process: homophilic cell-cell adhesion. The transcript is spliced from 24 exons. Bases 945 to 6080 code for a protein of 1711 amino acids.